Messenger RNA from Dunckerocampus dactyliophorus (ringed pipefish), 4104 nucleotides. RefSeq names its product solute carrier family 45 member 4b (gene slc45a4b). The record is from RefSeq and is a predicted model, not a curated record. NCBI's taxonomy places the organism in Eukaryota, Metazoa, Chordata, Actinopteri, Syngnathiformes, Syngnathidae. Gene Ontology annotation, biological process: transmembrane transport. The coding region runs from base 543 to 2930 and encodes 795 amino acids. Gene Ontology annotation, cellular component: membrane. The transcript has 14 exons. Gene Ontology annotation, molecular function: sucrose:proton symporter activity.
UUGAGGAGGGGGGUGUAUAUUAGUAGCUGAAGGGCACGCAUCUAGCUGGCAAAGGUUAGCCAGCUUGCUAGCCCAACACUGAGGGCUUCACUGUCUGCGGUAUCGAAUACUGUUCCGGUGGGACGAGGAGCAGGCUACAGUUUGAUAAAUAACAUCCUCAGGUUGCCGUAGGAGUCUUUGUUAAGGAACGUGUACACGCUUUGGCUCCAAGCGUCCUUUGGCAAUCCUGCACACGCUCUGCAGGCACACACACUCAAAUGUUGCACAAUCCAAAACCUUCAAACACUCUUGCGGCCACUGCAAACACAGUUACAGAAUAACUCCAACCCUCACCUUCAACGCACACACACACAUCCACCACUUAUCCCUCUUUUUGGAGUUGGCUGUUCAUUUUCUUGUCGUCACACUGAGGAAUUCAUCUGGAUCAUUUUUGCUGAUCAAACCUGCAAAAAGCAUAAUGGACAGAAUCUGUUUUUUACCAUCAGGCAGUUGCAGGGAGAUAAUAACAGUUUAACUGGACAAAGUUAUCUAGAGAAGCAGUAAUGGAAGAACAGGCAGCUUCAGAGAAGAAGCCAAUGGAAGAUGCGAACAAUGUCACAAGUGAGACAGAGGAUGCGGAGGAAGCAGUGGACGAGGACACGCGUAUGCAGAUCCCCAUGCACCGCUGGGUGAUGCACGGAGCGGUGAUGUUUGGCCGGGAGUUCUGCUACGCCAUGGAAACUGCCUUGGUAACACCAGUGCUUCUCCAGAUAGGCCUUCCUGAGCAAUAUUACAGUCUAACAUGGUUCCUCAGUCCUAUCCUGGGUCUCUUCUUCACACCUGUGAUGGGCUCAGCCAGUGACCGCUGUACGCUGCCUUGGGGCCGCAGGAGACCGUUCAUACUAGCCCUGUGUGUUGGUGUACUGCUGGGUAUGGCGUUGUUUUUAAACGGAUCAUUAAUAGGCCUUUCCAUCGGUGAUCGUGUGGGAAGACAGCCAAUAGGCAUUGUUCUCACAGUUUUAGGAGUGGUGGUACUUGACUUCUGUGCUGAUGCAUGCGAUGGCCCCAUCAGAGCUUACCUUCUGGAUGUAGCAGACACAGAGGAGCAAGAUAUGGCGCUAAAUAUCCAUGCCUUUUCCGCAGGUCUUGGCGGCGCUAUUGGCUACAUGCUAGGCGGUCUCGACUGGACCGGCACAGCUCUGGGUCAAGCUUUUAAGUCACAGCAGCAAGUGCUUUUCCUUUUUGCAGCCAUCAUCUUCAUCACCUCUGUCAUACUGCACAUGUUUAGUAUCCCUGAGAGGCGCUUUGGGCCAUCUCUGCAGCAUAAAGCCACAAGAAGGGAAUCGAGCAGCCAAUUGUCCUCCAGACCUGUUAGCCACAUACCACCUCUUCUGGACAUAAUCACAGAGGAGGACACCUCUUGCAGAGAGGAUGACCAAUCAGAUCAUGAGCCCAGGGAAAUGGAAUUCCUGGUUAUGGAGCGAGUGCGUAGCAAAAGUGAUUCAGUCUUAGCCAUGCCAGACACUACAAUCAAGCUGGAUCCUGAUCUAGACCCGGCAGUCCAGCUUUUUUUGCCAGAGGUACACCAUGUUUUACCUGAAAUCCAGGAAGGUCCACAAGAUUCAUUCAAACCUUCAGACCAGGGUACUAGUAGCACACCCAAACUUACAGAUGGGAUGGUGGUUGUGCAUUCUGGAGAUUCAGCUUUUUCUGAGCUCAAUGGUCACACAAAUAGUCCAUCCUCUCAGGGCUCACAUAUGAAACCAAAGACCAAGCUGUCCAAUGGCCUCAAUGCAGGCACUGAGCGCUGCAAUUCAAACAAAAGCCACACCUCCAAUAAGCCUGCCACCCGCCUUCUCAGCGCCUCUACUUCGCCGCGGCCACACAAGCACACAUUCUACCGACAACCCUCUUUCACGUUCUCUUAUUAUGGACGAGUGGGCUCGCAGCGGCACAGACUGCGACGGACAACCACCUCAAGCCCUCAGCCCAUCACCACUUCACGCAGUCUGAACGAUCUGAGCGAUCUGCAGCGGCGAGAAGACAGGAGGGACUUUCAGCUUUCCACGAGCAGUAUGUCUGAGGCCUCCAGCAGCGACACGGAGUCUGACAAGGGCACAACUGUACGACUGCUGUGGCUGUCCAUGUUGAAGAUGCCAAAGCAGCUGUGGAGGCUGUGUGUGUGUCACCUGGUCACAUGGUUCUCCUAUAUAGCGGAAGCUGUCUUCUACACCGAUUUUAUGGGACAAGUCAUCUACCAUGGGGACCCCCAGGCACCAGUCAAUUCCACAGAGUUCCAGAAUUAUAACAGUGGAGUCCAAAUGGGAUGUUGGGGACUUGUGGUCUAUGCUGCCACUGCUGCUGUCAGCUCAGCCAUCCUUCAGAAAUACCUGGAUAAUUUUGACCUGAGCAUCAAAGUCAUCUACAUUGUUGGCACACUGGGCUUCUCCAUAGGAACCGCCGUGAUGGCUAUCUUCCCGAAUGUGUACGUUGCAAUGGUGAUGAUCAGCAGCAUGGGCGUCAGCUCCAUGAGCAUGUCUUACUGUCCGUACGCCUUACUGGGACAGUACCACGAAAUCAAAGAGUACAUCCACCACAGUCCGGCCAAUACGAGAAGAGGUUUUGGUAUUGACUGUGCUAUCUUAACAUGCCAGGUCUACAUAAGCCAGAUUCUUGUUGCGUCAGCGCUUGGAGCCGUCAUUCAGGCAGUGGGUACCGUGCGAGUCAUCCCGAUGGUGGCCUCUGGCAGCUCCUUCCUCGCAUUCCUCGCUGCCUGUUUCCUCGUCAUUUACCCAGAUGAGGAGCCCGACAAGGACCGGGACUCGGCCCGCUUGUCAAUUGAGCUUGACCAGAAAGGAGGAAAGAUUGGCGACAGAUCGUCUCUGCAGAAGCUGACAGUCAGAGGUAGUCUGAAGAACAGGAAGAGCGUGAACAAUGAGAAAAUGUUGUAGAGAGCAUGAUUUGUCAGGAUGGAUUUGCACACAUUUCUCGCAUGUUGUGUGGGGAGUGUUCUGCUUGUCUCAUUGCUACCUCAGCCCAAACAGGCUAAUGUGGGCUCCAUUUGAACAAGGCUAGCAGAAAGUUUGAAAAGAAACCUACUAAGGGGAAGCACAGAUAGCACUUUGUGUCUCAUUUCUCACCUGACGAUUGCUGCAGUAUUACUUGUACACAAUGCCUUUUAACUGCUUCCUGGACAAUCACAGUGCUGUACAAGUGUCACUUUGGCUUCCUCUGGCAUUACCUGUUGGCUAACCAGCAAUGUGUUCCAAGUCAGGCUCAUGGAAUACCUAUCCUCUUAAUUUCUGAACUAAUUAUUGUUUGACCAUGAUCUCAUGGAAAGCAUUUAUUUACACAGUAACUUUAUGUGCCAUCUGUUUUAUUAUUUGAUGUAUGCUACAUUGCUGAGAAACUCUUUCAUACUAUGACUCCAGUGGCAUUUAACUGCAAUGUGAAAUGAUACGCUAUGCCAUACAAUAAGCCAGUUACUUGUUUCCCCGCACAUAAAUGUCUUAACUACACUCGUUUUAUUCCUCACAUCCUCAAGGGAUCCUCCUGUGAAUGUUAAAGUUGUGACCUUUGUUGAAGGGGGCUGAUUUGUUUUACCUCCCAUCGUGAAUUUGAAUCAUAUUUCUGGAUUAACAUCAACAUAGUAACCAGGCUUAACAUCCAGCCUGAAGAGUCAACAAGAGUCUUCAACACCAAGAAAUAUGCAACAUGAAGUUGCCAAUCUCUCCUUCUAUGCAGUCUAAUAAGGCCAAAUGUUAGUGGAAGUGCCUUUGAGUUCAGAAGAGUCAGAAUGGCAGCAUGGUUGGUGUUCAAAUUCUAAUAAUGUGGUUUUUGCAGCCAGCUUUCCUCAGCGUUCGACUCAGGAUAUAACGCCACUCACCUUGUUUUGUGUCACCAAAGGUCCUACGUUUUUUCUACUAGGGUACUACUGGAUACAUCAGCAUUUUGUUAUGUAACUGCUGUAAUUGUAGUCUUUAAAGUUCAGCAUCCACAGGGUGUUUGCGUUAAAAAUAAUAAUAGGUAAGACUUAAAAAAAAACAAAUGAUUUGUACCUGUAUCCUGUUCUGUUUGAGUUAGAAGUUGAUCACCAGUGUUUUUGAUUGGUUUCUUUAUGCUGCU